CAGCAUGAUGGCCAGCGGAUAAAAUGCAUGGAAUAUAUUUUUACCACAUCAAUUUUUUGGACAUAUUAAUGUCAUUAUAAUGAUGAUUCCUGCCUCCUCCCCAAUUAUUUGCCUUGAACCUGGAAGGUGCUGCAGCAGAGAUGCUCUCUGAUUAACUUUCUGGAUAUCUUUGGCUUCUCCUACACAACUGUAAUGGGAGGAGAAGCAGAGGAGAGAGAGGCUUCUGGCCAUUCCGAAAGGAGGAAACCCAAAGAAGAAGCAGAAGAGAGUGAGAAGGAGAUGGAGGAAGAGGGCAGAAGUAUGCAGAUCCCAAUGUUUCGCUGGGUAAUGCACGGGGCAGUGAUGUUUGGACGCGAGUUCUGCUACGCAAUGGAAACAGCCCUGGUGACACCAGUGCUGCUGCAGAUAGGUCUUCCUGAGCAAUAUUACAGUUUAACCUGGUUCCUCAGUCCUAUCCUGGGUCUCCUCUUCACACCUGUGAUUGGCUCAGCCAGUGACCGAUGUACUCUGCGAUGGGGCCGGAGAAGACCAUUCAUUCUGGCCCUGUGUGUAGGUGUGCUGCUGGGAGUGGCGCUGUUCUUAAAUGGAUCAUUAAUAGGCCUUUCUGUUGGUGAUAGUCCUAGCAGCCAGCCAAUAGGCAUAGUCCUCACUGUAGUUGGUGUGGUGGUGCUGGAUUUCUGUGCCGAUGCCUCUGAGGGACCAAUCAGAGCUUACCUUCUUGAUGUUGCUGACACUGACGAGCAAGAUAUGGCCCUAAAUAUUCAUGCUUUCUCGGCUGGGCUCGGCGGAGCAGUGGGCUACAUGCUAGGUGGUCUAGACUGGACUGGCACAGCUCUGGGCCGAGCAUUUAAAUCACAGGAACAGGUCCUCUUCAUGUUUGCAGGCAUCAUCUUCAUUAUCUCUGUCACACUGCACAUGCUCAGUAUCCCUGAGCAACCUUUAGCUCCUUCCAAUCAGCUUAAAGUCACAGGAAGUGGGGAGUCUACCAGCCAGUUGUCUUUCAGGGCCGUUGGUCACACUCCACCUUUACUUGAUGUGAUUGCAGAGGAGGAUGCUUCAGCACGAGCUCCGUCCCGAGAGGGCAACAGAUCAGAUCCUGAGGAAGGAGAAAUGGACUUCCUUGCUGUGGAGCGAGUGCGGAGUAAAAGUGAUUCAGUCUUAGCCAUGCCAGAUGCCACAAUUGAGUUGGAUUCUGACCUCGACCCAGAUACACAAUUUUUCCAGCCAGAGGUGCAUCGCUUGCAGCGAGAGCUAGAAGAUGAUUAUAAGCCAUCAGACCACAGUAUUGGGCCUUCGUCUACUUCCGGUGGACCACCCGCCCUUACUGAUGGGAUGGUGGUCUUAGAGCCUACAAAUCCAGCUUGGCCUGAGCUUAGGGGUCCAACAAACGGCCCUCCUUCUCUCCUUCAGAUCAGUUCUGGCUCAGAGGACUCACAUCUGAAAACACAGCAGGUCAAGGCUGUCAAUGGUGUCAAUGCUGGCUUGUCCACUUCUGACCACUCCAAUGAAAUGAAAAGCCAUGCCUCCAGUAGGCUGCCGAGCCGGCCCUCCAACACCUUAGUUUCAUCACGACCACACCCACACACCUUCUACAGACAGCCCUCCUUCACUUUCUCCUACUAUGGACGAGUGGGAUCACAGCGCUAUCGACUGCGAAGGACAGCACCAUCAAGCCCUCGGCCGAUUACCACCUCCCAAAGUUUGAAUGACCUGAGUAAACUCCAGCGGUGUGGGGACAGGCGGGAGUUGCAGCUGUCAGCUAGCAGUCUGUCAUCUGAGGGCUCCAGCAGUGAGGGAGGACCAGACAAGGGUACAACUGUUCGACUGCUCUGGUUAUCCAUGUUGAAGAUGCCUAGGCAGCUGUGGAGAUUGUGUGUGUGUCACCUCCUCACAUGGUUCUCCAUUAUAGCUGAAGCUGUGUUUUACACCGAUUUUAUGGGGCAAGUCAUCUACCACGGAGACCCCACGGCACCAGCCAAUUCCACAGAGCUACUUAACUAUCACAAAGGAGUACAGAUGGGCUGCUGGGGACUGGUGGUCUAUGCUGCUACUGCUGCUGUCUGCUCUGCAAUCCUUCAAAAGUACCUGGAUAAUUUUGAUCUGAGCAUUAAGAUUGUCUACAUUGUUGGAACUCUGGGAUUCUCAAUAGGAACUGCUGUUAUGGCAAUCUUCCCUAAUGUUUAUGUUGCCAUGGUGAUGAUCAGUAGCAUGGGCAUCAUCUCCUUGAGUAUCUCCUACUGUCCCUAUGCAUUACUCGGGCAGUACCAUGAAAUCAAAGAGUACAUUCACCACAGUCCAGCAAACACUAGAAGAGGUUUUGGUAUUGACUGCGCUAUCUUAUCCUGCCAGGUCUAUAUCAGCCAGAUUCUGGUUGCAUCGGCCCUCGGCGCUGUGGUAGACGCAGUUGGCAGUGUGCGUGUCAUUCCUGCAGUGGCCUCUGGGGGCGCCUUCCUUGGCUUCCUUACUGCCUGUUUCCUCGUUAUUUAUCCUGAUAUGGAGCCCACCAGCUUAGAGAAGGGCUUGGUGGGUUUACCUGGAGAUUCAGACCCAAAUGGAGGAAGGACCAGUGACCAGAGAUUGGCUCUGCUGAGUCUCACAGAUGGAGAUAGUCUAAAGAGGACAGACAAUUAAUGACUCUGUUUAGGUUUCUUCUCACUAAGCACAGGCCACAGCAUGUGAGGGUUAAACCAAAUGUCUGUUUUUUUCUGAAGAAGGAAAGAGGAAAAACAUGGCAGAACAGUUGACUCCCAUCUACAGAUAUCUGGGUGGGAUGGAUUUGGAUGGAUAAUAUAUUUUUGGAGUAGAAGACUGAUAAGAAGAAACAGUCUCUGGGCUGCUAUGUUUGUCUUAUUGCUACCUCAACCCUAAAAACAAAUGGAUGGCUAGAUGGAUGGAAGUAAGCCAUUAAAACACAAAGAGACACGUACCAGUGACUUGGCGAGACUGUUGAAGCUCAGACUACUGAAACAAAUAUAAGCCUUUAUUGCGAAAAACAUAAAUGGAAAGCACACAGAGCACUUUCUGUCUCACUCCUGAACAGUAUUGUCACACAGAUGCUGCGUAAAGUGUGAUAUUUUAAUUCACAGAAGCUGCUCUAUAUACUGCUUAAUGGACAAUCAUAGUGCUGCAAAAUAUGCACCUCUGCAUUACAUGUAGACUGAAUAUGUUAAUAUUUGUUCAUGUCUGUUAAUAGAAUACCUUGAUAUUAUAUUGUUAUUUUAUAAAUGCCAGAAAGUUUCCAAACUACAGGUAAAGCAUUCAACGUUUGUUGCAGACAUAACAGUUCCUACACUUUUUAUUCACAUUUAUGAUUUUGGUUACAUAGCAAGCUAGUGUGCAGUUAGAAGUGCCCUUUUAUGAUGAUUUGAUAACUCUUGCCUGUACUGAAAAUGACAAAAAUUCUGAAAGAAACAUUUUAUCAUAAUGUAGUUAAGAAAUUAAACCAGCAGCUGUGACAAUGUAUUUUUGGCACUAUGGUUAAGUCUGCAGAUGGAUCUGUUAUCCACGUUCCUUUAUUCAAAUUACAAACCAAUUGCAGUGCAAAGUGUUUCUCAAUGAAGACAGAUUUUGCAUUGCAACUACUGUAAAUAUACACUGUAAAUGGUAGUGUAUCAUCUCUCAAAUUUGACCUCAAGUAGUGUUAUGCUUCAGUGUGAUUUGUAUUAGAUGAUGGCAUUUGUUUUGUUUUCUAUUGAAAAAAAGUGUUUUGAAAUAUACAUUCCAAAUACAGGUGACAUAGUUGGAUAGAAAUGCUCUGAUGUUAAAGGGGAUUGCAGUUUUUGUUUUUACUUUGUAUUAGAAGCAAAAUUACACUAGCCCACAUUAGUUUAGUGUGCCACGCUCAUCAUUUGACAGCUGUGAAACUGUCCUACAGUAAGGACAAAUAAGAAGAUAAAUACCUCCCAUACUGCAAGGCUUCAGUUUACAUCAGAAUAACAAACAUGAGAGGUAGCACAGAGUCUGUGGAGGAGUAUUGUGAACAUGUAGCAGCAUGCAAGACAAUGUUUAACAUACUCCCUACUCCUCACACUUUAACAUAUUGGCAGUGUCAUAAACGGAGUGCAGUAUACUAAGUUUAAUAAGCUAUACAGACCUAUGCCAGUCCUAAUUGGACAGCAUAGUAUGUCCUUUUUGAAGGCUUAUCUUCAGUAGAACUCCAUCACUCUGAAUAUUAGACUUGGUGCAAAUGCCCAGAGCAGCCUUAAGUUUCACUAAUAAGAGCUUUAUUUCUUUAAUUGUGGAGGUUUACAUGGUCUGAAACUGUUUCAGAAACCUGUAAUGCUGCAUGUUGAAUAGUAGAGAGGACCGCUUCUAUGCAAGGCCAACAACUGAUCUUUGCAAAUUUGCAACCAUUACCAAGUGAACCUUAAAGAAAAGCACAGGACCUUCUCAUUCACUUUCCUCCUUAAAGGAUUGUUCAAGUCAGAGUGAAAACAGCACAAGCAUGAAAGGUGUCUAUCGUUGUUGCAACCUUGAGGCUUUACUUUGUUUAUGGGCAAUGCCAACACUGUAUUUGUUGUUUUGGACCUUGUAUCCUGGCAGCUUUGCCAUUGCUUUGCCUGUCAUGUCAGAAAAGUGUCUUCUAUGGUGUGAUUGCUUUCACUGAGGACUUAAGGCCUCCUUAUUUACAAGCACUACAAAGGGAUCAAUCUGUGGAUUUUUGCAUGAGAUAUUGAAGGGAAAGUGUUGAGAGAACUAAUGCAAAAUGAUAUAAACAAUCACUAAUAUCCCUGUAAAUAAUGCAGAGAUUCUGCUUGUGUGUGACAUGGGCUGUGUGCCAUUGUGUUCCUUGGGAAUUGUACUGGGCCUGUUUUUUAAAAAGCACCUGUUGACAAGAGGUUAGGGUAUAUAAUAUUGUUAGUUUUUGGAGCUAUAUAUUUUGCUAGUAUGUUUUCCAAGCAAUAUGAGGUACUUAUUCUUUGUUAAUCAAAAUAGAACAGUCAUGGGAUCUGUAGACACGUUAAAACGUUAUUUUUCACUUUUCUAUCAGAGGACCAGUAAACAGGCAGGUUAACCAAAUCCUCUUUUUUACAUACAGCUUUGAUGCCUUUUACAUUAACUUAGUUCAAUGAGUAAUUUCACUUUAGCUGGUCUAAAUGUUUCAGAGAUGUUUCCAUCUUACGAAGAAGCUUUUCUUGGGGAAUAACUCCAUUUUUAGUGCCAAACUACUGUAGAAGAACAGUUUCUUGGAACAGGCCCCCUGCUUAUUGAAAUUGUUUUGAUUUUAUACAAAUGUUAAUAAUUUAUGAAUGAUAUAUUUUAUGUUUUGGUUUGAUUUUGUGAUUUUGGUUCUUUUUUGCUGCUGCUGGCAGACUUGUACAAUGUAGACAAGGUAUUUUUGUACCAAUUAUUUAAAAAAAAUACAAUGAUUGCACCUUCA
Messenger RNA from Sander lucioperca (pikeperch), 5380 nucleotides. RefSeq names its product solute carrier family 45 member 4b (gene slc45a4b). The record is from RefSeq and is a predicted model, not a curated record. The transcript has 13 exons. Gene Ontology annotation, biological process: transmembrane transport. The coding region runs from base 193 to 2631 and encodes 812 amino acids. Lineage: Eukaryota; Metazoa; Chordata; Actinopteri; Perciformes; Percidae. Gene Ontology annotation, molecular function: sucrose:proton symporter activity. Gene Ontology annotation, cellular component: membrane.